AAAAGAAAGGAUUUUUUUUUUCUCUUGACAGUCUGUACUUUAGGAAAGACAAAAAGGAAGUUUUAAGGGUUGGAGUUUGAAUCUACUACCAACCCAAAGAAGAGAGGAAGUUAUGGAUGCAUAUGAAGCUACAAAAAUUGUUUACCAAAGGAUUCAAAGUUUGGAUCCUGAAAAUGCCUCAAAAAUUAUGGGGAUUCUUCUGAUACAAGACCAUGGUGAGAAAGAAAUGAUUAGAUUGGCUUUUGGUCCAGAAGCUUUAGUUCACUCAGUGAUUCUUAAAGCAAGAAAAGAACUUGGUGUUUCUUCAAACUCACCUUCUACACCUUCAACUCCUUCUUCACCUUCACCUUUUGGUGGUUCAGUGUGUUUUUCGAGGCAGAAUUCUUCUUCUUCAGCUACUUCUGGUAGGAUUCUUGGUGGUUUAAACCUUCCUUCACCUCUUAGCAUAACUAGUAACAACAACCACUCUUCAACUGUUUCUGCUUCUUGGAGUACUAGUCCUAGUUUCUCUGAGUUCCAAGAAGCUGAUCUAGUUAGUCCUAGUGCUUCCAACAUCUCAUAUACUGCUGCUAGUACUAAUGGAAUGAACAAUUCCACCAUGAAUUCCUCUGCUCCUCCCUUUUAUUGCAAUGGAGAAGUAGAUUUGAUAGAUGAGUUUCAACUACAGGACCAACUUUCUUUCUUGAAUGAUGGGUCACCAACCUUGGGGCCUAAGAAUCCUGAUGUUUAUUACCAACAACAGCAGCAACAGCAAGAUUUAGCCUCAAGUCCAAGUGGGGAUUCCAUGCUUUUCUCUUCAUAUAACUGGGGUGGUGGUGGCUGCAGCUCAGUCAACGGGCUCUCUCAUAGAAGGAGCUGCUCUGUGAGUGAUAUAUGUUUGGGGGCUGAUGACCCAAGUGGAGGACUUGGCUGGAAACCUUGUCUCUAUUUUGCUAGAGGGUAUUGCAAGAAUGGAAGUAGCUGUAGGUUCCUUCAUGGUGCUGGGCCUGGUGAGGGCGAGGUUGGGUCACCAAGCAAGUUUGAGAUGAUGGAACAUUGCCAAGAACUUCUCAGAUCUAAGUCAGCUCACCAGCAAAGACUAGCCACAGCUUCUCAGCUCAUGGCUUCUUCUAACUUCCCUCUCUCUCCCAUGGCUGCUAACAAAUGCAUCAACUUUCUUCAGCAGCAACAGUUGCAGUCUGCUGAGAGUCCCAGAGCAGCUGCAGCAUUGAUGAUGGGUGAUGACAUGCAUAAGUUGAGCAGAAGUCGUUUUGAAAGAGGGGAUUUUGGACUGAAUGGUGGAGCUGGAAUAGCAAAUCCAGGUUCAAGGCAAAUUUACUUGACAUUUCCUGCUGAUAGUACUUUCAAAGAAGAGGAUGUUUCCAAUUAUUUCAGCACUUAUGGGCCUGUUCAAGAUGUGAGGAUUCCAUAUCAGCAAAAGAGGAUGUUUGGUUUUGUUACAUUUGUUUAUCCAGAGACUGUGAAGACCAUUCUUGCCAAAGGAAAUCCUCAUUUUGUAUGUGAUGCUAGGGUGCUUGUCAAGCCUUACAAAGAGAAGGGCAAAGUCCCAGAGAAGUUUAGGAAACAACACCAACAGCAGAUGGAGAGGGGAGAAUUCACUGGAUGUGGUAGUCCUACUGGUCUUGAGUCCAGUGAUCCUUAUGAUCUUCAGCUUGGUGCAAGAAUGUUUUACAAUACUCAAGAUGCAUUGUGGAGGAGAAAAUUGGAAGAACAAGCUGAUCUGCAACAGGCAAUUGAGCUCCAAAGCAGGAGAUUGCUGAAUUUACAGCUUCUUGAUGUCAAAAGGAGCAACCAUCAUCGCGCCCUUUCCAUGAGUGCUGUUAUCCCAUCCCCACCUCACUCUCCAGGCUUCUUCAAUCAAAAUAUGGUUCGCUCCACAGACUUUGGCAGCCGAGAAGAGAAUGGUUUUGCACCAAAAAUGGCCAAUUUUGCUGCUUUUACUGCUGCUGAGCAAAAGAAUGGAAAUCUCACUGCCAAGGAGAGAGAAUGCUUCACAGGUAAAGAUGAAAAUAGCAAUGGCAAAGAAAGUUCCAAGAAGGAAGCAAGUGAUUUUCAAGAAAGCAGCUUGGAGCAUAAUCUCCCAGAUAGUCCAUUUGCAUCACCUAAAGCAGUUGGAGACUUUAUCACAACUUUCUCAAAUGAAGCUGCUGGAGAUGUUGACAAAGGUGCUGGAUUAAAUGCAUCAUCCUCUGCUAACAAUAAUAUGAUCCCUUCUUCCUCCUUGUUACCUGCUACUAGUACUCUAGACAUGACUCCUUUCAAAUCAUGUUACUUCCAAGUGCCUAGGUUCCCUUCCGGACAUGGCACCAUUGGAAUGUAGGCCUGGACAGCUUGUUAUGUUACGUAGUUUAGCUUCCUUAGUUUAGGAAGGAAAGAAAGAACGAUGACGACCGUAACCAAACCCCAAAACAAAAAAAUACUACUCUCAAGAAGCAAGCCAGCAUCAGCCAGGAAAACACAUACCCUACUUACUACUACUACUACUACUAUUAUACAAAAUAUGCAUAAAUACAUAAAAAAGAAGAAGAAUGAUGUGUGACAGCCAUGUUGUAAAAUGUAUUUUCAGUGUCUUUUUCCCAUAUCUCUCCUUUAGUUGAGGCUGGAUUCACAUGUUAAAGAAAAAGGAUAAUUAGCCAUAGGUACAAAUAAGUAAAAUCCAAAGUAUCACUUGUAAUCUCCUUCCUCCUUUACCUAAGCAAUUAUUGGGUGUCCACUUGUGUACUUAAGACAUCCUAAAGGUUAACUAGUUGUAAUUUUCUUUUGUGUUGUUGUAAUCACUUGUAUAGAAGAUGAAGAUGAUGAAGCACAAGGCAGAAGAGUAAAUCAAGAUUUCAAGUUGAAAUAUAUGUAAUUUCAAAAUACUCAUAUUAGUACAAGGCAAAGGCAAAGGCAAAGGGGAAGCUCUUUUGUUUGUAACUUUUUUAUUGUAUGCUUUUUAGCAUGUAGACAUUAUAUUAGUAAGCGUCUUUUUACCAUAUAUUAGCUUGCUAUCUUUUGUAAUUUUCCUUUUUUUUUUUUUCAACUCUUUGUUGUAAUUUUAUUAUAAGAAUAUUAAAUAGUGUAUCAAUCAAAGAUGUAAACAGACAGAAAAAAGGAGGAGGAAAAUGGAGGAAGUUUCAUAAUUUAGUAGCUUUAA
This is a messenger RNA of Solanum verrucosum, 3136 nucleotides long. RefSeq names its product zinc finger CCCH domain-containing protein 53-like. Gene Ontology annotation, molecular function: metal ion binding; RNA binding. Lineage: Eukaryota; Viridiplantae; Streptophyta; Magnoliopsida; Solanales; Solanaceae. The record is from RefSeq and is a predicted model, not a curated record.